AUGCCCUUCUCCGCUCCCUCCUACUUCCUCCUUGCCCCGUCCCACCAGAAACGGAUCCAGACAACAGGCGAUGCGGUGAACAGCUGCUUCUCAGAGAUCAUCCAGGAGAUCAAACAGCUGCAGGGGAAGGUCUUGGAUUUUGUGGAAAAAGAGGUGGCAGCUGCCCUAGGAAAGUUGGGCAGCUCCAUCCAGCAGAGCCACAAUCGGCUCCUGAAGCUGGAGGGGGACAGCAUCUGGCUCCACACCCUGCUCACCAACAGGAACGACCAGCAAUUUCUGCAGGCAAGGCCCCACCAUUUCCGCAGGCUGAUGCACUUCCCAGCUUGCAAGGAACCCCUAAUGGGCAUCAACUUUGAGGAGAAGCAUACCUUCCUCCACUUGCCAGAGAACCUGGCAGAGCUCCAGACCCAGCUGGGGGACGUGGGUGUCAGCUUCAUCAACCAGCUCCUCCAGAAGGGCAUUGAGAUGAACUCCUAUGAAGUACUGCCCCCAGCUAUGGACAGGCACACACUUCUCAAGGGGUACUGCAACCUGAACUUUGACCCCACCACAGCCAGCGAGGAGCUGUUCCUGUUCAAGGAAACGCACUCAGUGCUGAACCUGGGCAUCCUCCUGGAGGAUGUUACGGCCGCGGGCGGCCCCUUCGCGGGCUUCAAGCAGUGGCCGCAGGUGCUGUGCUCGCGCGGCCUGUCCGAGGGCCGCCACUACUGGGAGGUCGAGGUGUCCAACUCGUGGGUGUGCCUGGGCGUCACCUACCGCCGCCGCCCAACGCUCAGCGGCCGCCCGCGCCGCAACAUCGUCCACCUGCUGGGCCGCAACCCCUACUCGUGGUGCCUGGAGUGGGACUCGCUCAAGUUCUCCGUGUGGCACAACAACACACAGACGGUGCUGCACGGCUCCUACCACCGCUCGCUCGGCGUGGCGCUCGGCUGUGGUGCCGGCUGCUCCUUCUACGGCGUGGCGGGCAGCCUGAGCCUCCUCUACCGCUUCCUCGUCUCCUUCCUGGAGCCGCUCUACCCCGCGGUCACGGUCAGCAGCGCCGCCUCCGUCACGCUCAGGCAGCGCCCGGGGCGUAGGCGACGCCAAUAAAGCUGGACUGCAGCUCUGCUCGCGCGGGAGGGUGGCCGUCGCACGGCAUGGCCCAGGGAACCUGCCUCCAACCCGCAGCCCGGGCCUCCCCUGAGGCGCCCGCCCCGGGGCCCCGGGAAUCCCAGGACACAGGCGGAGCCCUCCGUCCCCGCAGCUGCAAGAGAGGGGCUCUGAACCAGG
This is a messenger RNA of Manis javanica (Malayan pangolin), 1269 nucleotides long. The record is from RefSeq and is a predicted model, not a curated record. NCBI's taxonomy places the organism in Eukaryota, Metazoa, Chordata, Mammalia, Pholidota, Manidae.